Danaus plexippus (monarch butterfly) is the source of this 2768-nucleotide messenger RNA. RefSeq names its product zinc finger protein 93-like. The coding region runs from base 181 to 2262 and encodes 693 amino acids. Gene Ontology annotation, biological process: regulation of transcription by RNA polymerase II. NCBI's taxonomy places the organism in Eukaryota, Metazoa, Arthropoda, Insecta, Lepidoptera, Nymphalidae. Gene Ontology annotation, cellular component: nucleus. The record is from RefSeq and is a predicted model, not a curated record. The transcript is spliced from 3 exons. Gene Ontology annotation, molecular function: zinc ion binding; DNA-binding transcription factor activity, RNA polymerase II-specific; RNA polymerase II transcription regulatory region sequence-specific DNA binding.
CAACUAUUGCCAGUGCUCUAUCUCUUUCUCGCUUUUGCGCGCUAGAUAAACAUGACGCAACAUCCGUUCUGUCGGUUGGCUAUCGUGUCGAGUCUCAUACCGCCAUUUUGAUACGCUCUGUUGUCUAUAAUUUCAAUAGAUCGUCUUUAUGGAAAGGUUUUCCUGGAGGAAUAAUUAUGUAUGAAACGUUUUAAUAUGGAUUCGUUUACAAAUUUGUGUCGAAGCUGUCUUAGUCCAGAAACUGGAGUGUCACUUUGUGAUAAUGAAGACAAUAUCAAAGAGAAAUUCUUCGAAGUUACCACUGUCGAGGUCAAGGAAGAUGAUGGCUUACCUCAAAAGCUUUGCAAUGACUGUUUCACUCUUAUGACAUCAGCAUAUCAAUUUCGCAAUCAAUGCAUGAAAAUGGAUAAAGAACUUAGGCUUCAAUUAGAAGCUUACAUCAAUGAGAGCGCAGAACAAUUUUCACAAAUAGAAACACAACUAAAGGCCAGCGAGGACAUGACGAUAGAGGAUAUAGCUAAAGAAUCAAUGAAACAAUUGGAAUCUAUUAUUAAGAGCGAGCCUAAUGAUAGUGACGAUGAUUAUUAUUAUGUGGUUGUAGUCGACAACAAUAAAGAUGAUGAGAGUGAUAAAAGCAACAGCAACAGUGCGGUUACACAAUCCAUUAAAAAAGAAAGUACCACUGAAGACAUCAUAAUGAAGACUUCCGACCCUAGCACACAGUUUGAGAAUUGUAUAGAUUCAUUUCUAGUGACAAAUCCAAAAGUGCCAAAUAAUGUACCAGCGACCAUCCUUGAGAACGAGGAACAAGAAAUAGAUGAAAAUUUUACCAGCGUAGAUGAAUUAUCUCAGGACCAUUCUCUCGGUAUAACAGAAGACUCUCAAGAUAAGAGUGAUGAUUACACUGUGGCUGUGCCACAAAACAUGAAGAAUAACAUAGGGAACUCUAAAAGUUACAUCAAAAUUCUUACCCCAUCUGGCGCAGAAAGAACAAUACUUGUGAAAAAUGAAGAUGGUGUUAAAUAUUUAACAGAUGCUCAGCUCCUUAAGGAUGGUACGGAUUCUUUGUCUCAAGAAGAAGUUAUUUUUUAUGAAGGUGAUGAUGCAUCACAGUUGCAGAUACUGAAAUGUGAUGGUUCCGAGUUAGUUAUAGAGUAUGCUGAUGACAGUCAGAUAGCAACAGUUUUGCAACAAGAAGAUGGCACUUUCUUGUGUGAUUGCGGUGAACAGUUUGAUGAUUUUGCCGAAUAUGAAAAACAUCAAUACAAACAUAACCCGGCUGGAGAACAUUUGUGUAAUUUAUGUGGUAAAGGCUUCGAAACUGCUGAAGUUCUGACCGGGCACAUGCUGUUACAUAGCGUGACAAGUGUAUAUGUUACAUGUCCAUUCUGUUGCCAAAAAGUAAGGAGAAACAGUCUCACGCAACACAUAAAAUAUGUACACAAUACAAAACCACAAUGUGAUAUCUGUUCAAAGACAUUUGCAAAUCAAAAUAAUUUAAAAAGGCAUUUGAUGAUACACAGCGGGAUAAAAGAUUUUGAAUGUGAUAUAUGCCACAAGAGGUUCCAUCAAAAAAUAACCAUGCAAACGCACAGACUGACACAUGUCAAUCCAUUCACAUGCAAUCAAUGUGGACUACAAUUCAGCGAAAAAGCCGAUUUAACUGCCCAUAAGAGUUCAGAAGAGUGCAGUAAGACAAGAAUAACCAAAGUUAAGGAGGAAUUAAUGAAGACUGUGAAACAGGAAGUCGUAUCCAACCUCGGAAAGUUAUUAGGCUAUGCCUGUUCGUUAUGCAAAAAAAUGUUUACGCUUGAAUCUGCUUUAGAGCAACAUGUAGAAACUACACAUAUUUUCGAAAAUGAGGAACAACAUUUGGAGAAGGUCCCAAAGAAGAGCAACAAAAAGUUUGACUGUCGAAUAUGUGGGAAGAGUUGUGCCAGUCAGGCGAUGAUGAUCAUGCAUGAAAGGGUGCACACGAACGAGAGACCGUUCCCUUGCCAACUUUGUGCACUGAGAUUCAAAACAAAAACUCAUUUGCGUACACACCAAUUGACACAUACGAGGGAGAAAAAAUUUGGGUGCUCUGUUUGUUUGAAAUUUUUCGCACUAAAAGGUAACCUGGUUGUCCAUUUAAGAACACAUACCGGGGAGAGACCGUACGUAUGUUCCAUAUGUGGCGAAGCUUACAUAGACUCUAAAUAUCUUAAAAAGCACAAACAAAAGAAACAUGCCAUAGACAAUGUUCCUUGGAAUACAUAUUAAUGAAAUCUCAUACAUAGGAUAUGUUAAGAUAACCAACGCAUACAGAAAAAUAAAUCGGAAUCAAGCAAUUCAUUUAAAUACGCCUGAAAACAGCACUGAAUCAAAAUAUAAAUGUAUUUAAUAAGUAUUUAAAAGACUCGAGUUGACAUUGUGUAAAGCCAAUGUACGUGUGCUGAUAUCCAAAAAAUAUUUUAAUGUAAUAAAAUUUUAUUAAUUAAGUAAAUUAUUUUAAGAAAAGGCCUAUUUAAGGGUGUAACUAAAAAAAAAACUAUAUUUGAUACUAACAAACUGAUCAUGUAAGAUUUGUGAAGAUAUCUUAGGAGUGGUUUGAAUAAAGAGAUUGUAUAUAUUUCCCAAUAAAUAAGUCGUUUUUUAUAAGACAGCUGAAAUGCUAAACUCAAUCUGUGACAAGUAUUGAUGCUUCACAGUGCUUCACAGCUCCAUGGACACGGGAGAGUAACUUUGUAAAAAUUGAUAAAAUUUUAUAAAUAAAAAAUAUUAAUUAA